CGCGAGAGUUCUCGCGAGAAUACAUUUCAAAACUGGCGCGGUUCGUCAAAACACUUUGGAAAUACAGACCGUUUGCUUAGUCAACCAGAAGUAAGACUUCUCGGCACGGAAACUUUGACAGUAUUAUCUGUUCGUGACGCGAUUCAAACUCCCAGAGGGCAAGAUGACGGCCGACGCGGAGCUAGAGAUUAAGGAGGCGUUUCUGAGGGCGCAGAAAAGCCACAGCAAUAAAGCCAAACUCGUGGUCGCUUUGAAGAACAGAUACAACAAGCUUGAGGACAAAACCCUCUUCCACGAGCAGUUUGUUCAUUACCUGAAGUAUGCCAUGAUUGUCUACAAAAGAGAACCUGCCGUCGAGAACGUUAUUGAAUUUGUGGCCAAGUUUGCUACAAGUUUUGAGGUUCCGGUGGACAAUGAGGCCGAGGAGGAUGAUGAAGAGGAGGAAGAAAAUAUUUUUUUAAAUUUUCUGUUUAAUUUUCUGCUGAAGUCUCACAAUGCCAACAGCCAUGGGGUGCGCUUUCGUGUUUGUCAUCUCAUUAACAAACUGCUGGGGAGCAUGGCUGAGAAUGCCCAGAUUGACGACGACCUCUUCGAUCGCAUACACGAGGCGAUGUUGAUCCGAGUAACUGACAAAUUCCCCAAUGUCAGAAUCCAGGCUGCUCUGGCCAUGGCAAGAUUGCAGGAGCCUGAGAAUGAAGAAUGUCCCACUAUAAAAGCCUACAUCAUGAUUCUUGACAAUGACACUAACCCUGAAGUGAGACGGGCGGUGCUGUCUUGCAUAGCUCCUUGUGCUCAGACCCUUGCCAAAAUUCUGCGGCGAACCAGAGACGUGAAGGAGGCCGUGAGAAAGCUGGCGUUCCAGGUCCUUGCCGAGAAGGUGCACGUAAGAGCUCUGUCCAUCGCACAGCGAGUCAAUCUCCUGCGGCAGGGGCUUAACGAUGUGUCAGAAGCGGUGAAGGAGGUCGUGCAGCAGAAGCUGCUGCCGGCCUGGCUCCGGCUUCUGCAGGGCGACGUGCUGGAGCUGCUGCACAGGCUGGAUGUGGAGGACUGUCCCGAGGUGGCCGUUUCAGCCCUCAACUGCAUCUUCAGUCUGUCGUCACCUGGAGACCUGAUGCAGGGCCGCAUCAACCUUGACAACAGGAAACUGAUGCCAGUGGAAACGCUCACUUGUGAGAACGUUCUGUACUGGAGGGCGCUGUGUGAAUUCACCAAGUCCAAAGGAGACGAGGGGGAGGAGAUGCUGGAGCAGCUUCUCCCUGAGGCCGCCAUCUUUGCAGAAUACCUUUAUGGGUACUUGAAGAGCAUCCCAAUGCUGAGUGAAGAAAACAGGGCGAAUUUCUCCCAGGUAGAGGUGGUCAUGACAAAGGAGUUCAUAGGUCAGCAGCUGAUCAUGUUAGUGGGCUGCCUGGAUACAGCUGAAGAAGGUGGAAGGAAAAGGGUGAUGGCUGUGUUGCAGGAGAUGCUUGUCCUACCCAACACCCCCACCUCGCUUGUGUCUCUGCUGGUGGAAAAGCUGGUCACUGUCCUUAACGAUGAUGAGAAAAGGAUACAAGUUGUUGCAGAAAUAAUCUCUGAUGUUCGUGAACCAAUUGUGCCAGUCAGUAGUGCUGUUGAUGAAAACGAAAUCAGGAGAAGGCAAGUUAGGCUUGCAGAGGUCAAGGUUAAGAUUUUUGAAGCCAAACAGGCACUUGAGGAAUGCAUUGCUUCUCAAGAAUUCAGCCGCGCUUCAGAACUGAAGGAUUCAAUCACUGAGCUAGAAAACCUGAAGAAUCAGCUAAUGAAAGAAGCAGAGCUGCCAGAGGUGAAAGAAGUUCGCGUGGAGAAGAAUGACCCAGAGACCUUGUUGAAAUGCCUGACAAUGUGUGCUGAGCUCCUGAAGCAGAUGUCAAUUAAGAAAGGCAUUGGGCCCACAAUGAAUGGCAUCCUUGAAUCCUUGAUCUUGCCAGGCAUUGCCUGCGCCUCUCCUGCAGUGCGCAACAUGGCUGUUAUCUGCCUGGGCACCUGUGCUCUCCACAGCAAGGAUCUUGCAAAUCGGCAUCUGGUCCUUCUGCUGCAGAUCGCGCAGCUGGAUGAGCCAAAGAUCAGAAUAAGUGCUCUGAGAGCUGUAAUCGACCAACUGCUGCUCAAUGGCCUGGAGAUAGUCAGGCAAAAGUCCCCUCGUACCCCAGCAGACGAUUCUGGUUCUGAAGACGGUGAUGCUGAAAAAGAAAAAAUGGGGGAUGAUGUGAAAGAAAGCGAUGAUGAGCAAGACACAAUCCAGAGCAUUCUCCUGAUGUUCUCUGAGUUUCUUGACAGCGAGAUACCAGAGCUCAGAACAGAGGCUGCAGAAGGUCUGGCCAAACUGAUGUAUUGUGGAAGGCUCUCCAGCAUGAAGCUUCUGUCCCGGCUCGUCCUCCUGUGGUACAACCCUGUCACCGAGGAUGACACCCGUCUUCGUCACUGCCUGGGGGUCUUUUUCCAGGUGUACUCCCGUGAUAGCAGAUCCCAUCAAGAGUGCCUUGAGGAAAGUUUCCUGCCAACUUUGCAGACUCUGUUAAAUGCUCCUGCCACAUCACCCUUAGCUGAAGUGGACGUCUCGAAUGUAGCCGAACUUUUCAUUGAACUGACGAGACCCAGUGCUUUAAUUAAUCCCAACAGAAGCUCUAAUUUUCAAGAUAUCUCGGUCCAUGACUGCUUGGCAGUCCGUCUCUGCAAUGAAAUUUUGAAGGACCCCACCGCACCUGAGGGGCGGUUAUAUGCAAAGUGUCUUACCACUCUGGAGCUGAGCACGGAGGACUGCACGUCAAAGAAGGACCUGCAGCUGCUUCUGGAUGAAGUCUGCCAGAACGUAAAGGACAAAGUAUGUCUGAGGGCAAUUGAAAAAGUCAUAUGCCAACUUAAUGGAGGAUCUAAGGGCAAGACUUCAGUGACUCAGGAUGAGCUGUCCAAAGUUCACACACCAGAUGACACCAAUCAAGUCCUUGCAGAGGCUGAAAAUUGUGAAGAGGAAACAAAGUCCACUAAACGACCAAAAAGAGGACGACGGACUACCACUGCCAAAACAGCAAAGAAAGGAAGUAAUGUGAAGGAGACAUCGGACAGUGAUGGGGAGAAGAUACCAGAGGCAGCUGCAGCCCCCCGGGCAUCUCGUCGGGCAAAGAUGGCAGCAAUGGAAAAAACCAAAAUGGACCUAAGCGUCCUGAUGAACAGAGAAGCAAACUGAUAUCUAGAGUGAAAGAUGCCAUUAUGUUUUAUACAUCCUUCAAGUUUAAUAAAGAGUGCUCAUUUUAACACAAUUCAGUAAUGAUUUUUGAGAAGCUUAUUUUACUAGUUUCUAUUAAAGGUGUGUAUAAAACAUGUCAUUCAGAACAAAUCAUUGCAUGUGGUAAAUUACAUAAUAUAUUUUAAUGCAAAUUUAAUCUCCCCAUAAGGUUGCAUUAGAAUUGGAGAAUGAGCACAGCUGAAACAGCAGCCCAGUUCUGGAUUUGAAAGAUUGACUCAAUAUUCAAUCUUACUGAAUGUUCUGUGGAAGAAUUGCAUUGAACCUGUAAUCGCAUCUUUUCAUGUAUUAAACUGUCCUUGAAGUAAACUAAUUUCACUUCAAAUAAAAUUUCAUUUUAAUGUGCGGUAUAUGGUAACAUCAAUUUUUAAAAACUUUCCAGACUAAACCUGUGUACAAUAGAAAUCGGUUGCAUAUUUAGGCCUAAUUGUGUUUUAAUAGUUGAAUACAGCAUUUUUUUUUAAAAGUCUUGUAUUUUCUUGUGGUUUUCCCAUUUAAGAUCUUUGAGACUUUACUGGGGUACAUUUAAGGCCAUGUCUUGGAUGCUGUUUUUGUCUCAACCUUGACUGGGAUCUGUUGAUGAAUUUAAUGACAUUUCAGUAAAACCCAAUGCACACUGA
This is a messenger RNA of Paramormyrops kingsleyae, 3879 nucleotides long. It is a transcript of the gene ncapg, whose product is annotated as non-SMC condensin I complex, subunit G. The record is from RefSeq and is a predicted model, not a curated record. Lineage: Eukaryota; Metazoa; Chordata; Actinopteri; Osteoglossiformes; Mormyridae. Gene Ontology annotation, biological process: mitotic chromosome condensation. Gene Ontology annotation, molecular function: protein binding. Gene Ontology annotation, cellular component: condensin complex; condensed chromosome; cytoplasm.